Microthlaspi erraticum is the source of this 1146-nucleotide messenger RNA. The record is from the annotation of a GenBank genome assembly. NCBI's taxonomy places the organism in Eukaryota, Viridiplantae, Streptophyta, Magnoliopsida, Brassicales, Brassicaceae.
AUGUCGACAGUGUCCGAUCUUUCUGAGGAUUUGGUGGGGGAGAUAUUUUAUAGGGUUCCAUUGACUUCGCUGAUGGCAGUACGAUCUACUUGCAGAGAUUGGAAUGCUUUGUCUAAUAUUCAUAUUAUGGGUAAAAAAGCAACUAGUAAGCAGUUUCUAGGGUUUAGGCUGAGGGAUUCUAGAGUUUAUUCAAUGAAAUUCAAUCUCCAGGGAGUCCACAACGAUUACGACAUUGUUGAUCCAUGUAUAAAGAUAGUAAGUGUCCUUGGCCACCUUGAAAUAUCGAAACUACUCUCUCACUGCAACGGUUUAGUGUUAUGCGUUACCGAAGAUCUAAAGCUCUUGUUGUGGAAUCCCUAUUUGGGGCAAACCAGCUUGACCAAGAGGUCCAAGCCCUUGAAAUAUUUUAGCAGACAUGACAAGUUUGGUCUUGGAUACGACAACAUAAAAGGCUACCACAAAAUCUUGAGGGUUUAUGAAAGAGAAGACGGCUCUCUCCGGUCGGGAAUCUAUGAUUGUAACUCUAAUUUAUGGAGGCUUAUUCGUGUCACUCCCGAGUGGGAUAUAAGGGAUCAUGUCAGCAGCAUGUCCCUAAAUGGAAAUAAUUACUUUCUUGCUCACGAGUACAGCACAAAGUAUUGGUGGCUAAAAACGAACUAUGUGUGGUGUUUACUUUGUUUUGAUUAUACAGCAGAGAGAUUUGGACCGCUUCUUCCUCUUCCUUUUCAAUCCUACUCUCAUCAUAGUUCAGAAUCUGUGGCUUUAUCUUGUGUUAGAGAUGAGCAGCUCGCAUUGCUAUAUAUACGCAAUGAUGGGAUAAUGAAGAUUUGGAUUACGACUAAGAUUGAUCCCAACUCAGUAUCGUGGAGCAUGUUCUUGGAAGUGGAUACGAGAUCCUUCCCUCGUCGUCCGACUCUCUUUAAGGAUGGCACUUUCUUUAUUGACGAUGAGAAGAAAGUCGCUGUUGUUUGCGGUUUCGGCGAACAUAGACCGACCAAGAAAUGUUGGUACCAUACAGCUUACAUCAUUGGAGAAGAUGGAUACUUCAAAUCUGUGGAUAUUGGAGAAACUCUUUCAGCAAAUUUUUUCUACUGUAACCCGGUUAUGUUCUCUUCUUAUGUUCCAAGUUUAGUGCAACUAAAAUGA